AUGGCAGUGAUGGUCGUUUUGGCAGCAGUGCUUCUCACUUAUGGAGUCUCUACAAGAAUUGCAAUGGCCGGUAAAUUUGGUGCUGUAGCUUGGGCUAAAGCUGGGGAAAACAGUGUGCUUCCACUGGACAUGGCUGAAAAUUCUGUUGACGACAGCUACAGUGGGUGCGAAGAUAUAAUGAAGCAGAAGGUAACACAAUACCUGCAGAAUGAGAAGAACAAAGACAAAAACUUCAAAGAGGUCUGGGACAGCUCAGAGAAAAUUUUCUACACAAAGUUUAAGAAAUGGUUUACUAAAGUACUGAAAAAAGAUCAGCUUGUAGCUAUUUAUUCUUACACCUCUGACAAAGUCUAUCGUGAUUUCAACAAUGCAGUUCGAACCCAGGGACCUCAGUACAAGACCACAUUCGGGUAUCACGCACUUCACUUUCUCCUGACUACUGCCAUUCAAGCUGAAAGAGCCUUUGAGAAAAAACAAUGUCUCACUGGCUACCGUAGAGUCAACGUGUACUUUCGCCAAGAUGUUGAAAACAAAUCGAUUCGCUUCGGCUCUUUCACUUCAGCCUCACAGGGUCGUUACGCCAGUGAAGCGUUCGGAGACAAAUCAUGCUUUGAGAUUUUCACCUGCAUGGGAGCAGAUAUCUCCCGCUAUUCUAAAUAUCCGGAAGAAAGAGAAGUGUUGAUUCCUCCAUAUGAGGUCUUUAAUGUCGUAGAGAUAAAGAAGAGGUCAACUAUGCAGCCAAACCUUCCAUGUGAGGUGGUCUAUAAAGUGAGGAGUACAGGCUAUGUUUCCAAGUUGAAUUGUGCUCUUUUUAUGAAGUAA
Messenger RNA from Perca fluviatilis (European perch), 822 nucleotides. Its product is annotated as GPI-linked NAD(P)(+)--arginine ADP-ribosyltransferase 1-like. Gene Ontology annotation, molecular function: NAD+ poly-ADP-ribosyltransferase activity; NAD+-protein-arginine ADP-ribosyltransferase activity. Lineage: Eukaryota; Metazoa; Chordata; Actinopteri; Perciformes; Percidae. The transcript is spliced from 2 exons. The coding region runs from base 1 to 822 and encodes 273 amino acids. The record is from RefSeq and is a predicted model, not a curated record.